Molecule: messenger RNA, 435 nt
Organism: Anopheles nili
Lineage: Eukaryota; Metazoa; Arthropoda; Insecta; Diptera; Culicidae
Product: cuticle protein CP14.6-like
Exons: 1
Coding region: 1-435 (144 amino acids)
Cellular component (GO): chitin-based extracellular matrix
Molecular function (GO): structural constituent of chitin-based larval cuticle
Source: RefSeq, a predicted model, not a curated record
AUGUUCCGAUUCGUACUCGCCGUUCUGGCUGUGGCCGCCGGUGUCUCGGCUGGACCGCUCGAUCGUGCCCAUCAGGCAAACCCGGAGGCUCACGCCCAGAUCGUGUCGUACGAGAACGUGCUGCAGGACGAUGGCCACUAUCGCUGGAGCUACGAGACGAGCAACGGUAUUGCUGCCCACGAGGAAGGACUUGGUGCGGCCAGUGCCAACGGAGCCUACUCCUACACCGGACCUGAUGGCGUGCAGUAUCGCGUCGUGUAUGUGGCCGAUGAGAACGGCUUCCGACCGGAGGGUGCCCAUCUGCCCACGCCACCACCGACUCCUGAGCACGUGCUUCGUUCGCUCGAGCAGAUCCGCGCUAACCCACCUCGGGAUCAGCCAGACUUCAGUCUUGAGGCUUUGGACGCUACGCUCGCUCGUCUGCGACAGCACUGA